Messenger RNA from Eleginops maclovinus (Patagonian blennie), 3826 nucleotides. It is a transcript of the gene sstr3a, whose product is annotated as somatostatin receptor 3. The record is from RefSeq and is a predicted model, not a curated record. Gene Ontology annotation, molecular function: neuropeptide binding; somatostatin receptor activity. Bases 324 to 1757 code for a protein of 477 amino acids. The transcript has 2 exons. Lineage: Eukaryota; Metazoa; Chordata; Actinopteri; Perciformes; Eleginopidae. Gene Ontology annotation, biological process: neuropeptide signaling pathway. Gene Ontology annotation, cellular component: plasma membrane; neuron projection.
ACAGGCGAGAGGCUGCCUGUUAUAAUGUUGCUGCGGUGACUUCAGUGCAUCACUCGUGCAGAGAGGAAGGAAACUGGCCGACAAACACACCGGUGGACCGGACACUUUCACGGCUGAGGAUGAAGAUAAAACCCGUCCUGUCAGAGACUAAACCAACGGCAGCUGCUAAUGAAAUCCAUAAAUCCUAAUAUGACAGGACGAGAGCGGGCUUAAACAAGAUCGCGGUUUGAAAAGUCUACACAUAGAGCAGAUGGGCGGGAGCUGAGACGUCAGGACGAUAAUAUCGGCUGAGAAAUCCACAGGUGUCGCCUCACUCUCCAGGGAUGGAGAUGACGGAGGAUUCGUGGGAAAACGUCAGCCUUGCCAGCCCCACGCAGGGACUCCCCCUGUUCCUGCUCAUGUUCAACAACAGCGAUCUGAAUUUGACGCUGUUCAAUGACACCAACUCCACUGGUGCCCCCAUCUCCUCGGGCCCCAGCGUGGCCGGGGUCCUCAUACCGCUGAUAUACAUAAUUGUGUGUGUCAUCGGCCUUGGUGGAAACACUCUAGUGAUACACAUUGUGCUGCACUACUCGAAGAUAGAGUCCGUCACCAACAUCUACAUCCUCAACCUAGCCAUCGCCGAUGAGCUCUUUAUGCUUGGUUUGCCUUUCCUAGCGGUGCAGAACACAAUGCAGUCGUGGCCAUUUGGCUCCUUCAUGUGCCGCCUGGUGAUGACCGUCGACUCCAUCAACCAGUUCACGAGCAUCUUCUGCCUGACAGUGAUGAGCAUUGACCGAUACCUCGCCGUAGUGCACCCCAUUCGCUCAUCAAAGUGGCGCCGACCUCGAGUGGCCAAAAUGGUGAAUGGCACCGUGUGGGCUCUGUCAUUUCUCGUCGUUUUACCUGUGGUGAUCUUUGCCAACAUCCAGAAGGGGGGUGGUACGUGUAACAUCGACUGGCCACAGCCGGCGAACAUCUGGAGCGCGGCUUUCAUCAUUUACACCUCUACUGUCGGAUUCUUCUGCCCUCUUCUUAUCAUCUGCCUGUGCUACUUGCUCAUCGUCUUUAAGAUCCGCAGCUCAGGAAAAAAGGUACAUGCCACCUCCACCAAGCGGAGGAAGUCGGAGAGAAAGGUGACGCGCAUGGUUGUGAUUGUCGUCGCCGUGUUUGUGUUCUGUUGGCUGCCAUUCUACGGCCUGAACAUCAUUAACCUGCUCGUUUCACUGCCCCCAGAGUACCAUGGGCUUUACUAUUUCGUUGUUGUGCUUGGCUACGCCAACAGCUGCGCCAACCCUAUUGUCUAUGGCUUUCUAUCGGACAACUUCAAGAGGGGUUUCAGGAAAGCCUUGUGCCGCUCCACGAGAAAAGUGGAGAAUCACGAGCCAAUGGAGCCCCAGCAGGAACAGAAGGAGGCCAGGUCAGCGCUCAAGCCCAGGGAGAGCCUGAGACGGGGGAUCAGACACGAGGAGGAAGAAGAAGAGGAAGAUGUCUCGGAAAUGACUGAGAUCUACAGAAUUGCCCAAAAUGGCAACAACGGCUUUCAGCCUGAGAGCACUCACCCGCUGUUGUCCGAUAAAUCAACGUCUCCUGGAGCAACGGAUCUGUCAACCCUGGACAGGAGGGGCAAAUCUGGGGAUGUGAAGGGAAAAGAUGCUACCAACGUUUCCACCCUCACUGUACCUUUACUUCUCAACGGAAACAAAAAUGGCAGCGUUAAACCUUUGCCAGAGGACAACUUGGAACAGAGCGCUUCACUGGAAAUAAGCUACUUAUAGUGUAAAAUAAGGGCCGUAUAUAACAGUAUUAAGACACAGUUUGUAUAAAAGAAUACACACUACUGUUUAUUAUGUAAACUUUGGAAACACUAAGAAGCAGCUAGUGUUUGAGGAUUUAAUGGACUCCAUUAACAUGUGAAAGACUAGAGGUUUUAACAAGAUACAGAGAGUAUCCCUGUUUAUAUUGUGUACAUAUGCAUGAAUGUGAAUGUAAAAAGUUGUGCCUUUAUCACUUCUACUACUACCAAGUUGUUUUCAAAUGUAAUUUGUUGGUCCCUGUACUUGUAGCCUUUUAAUUCCAUAAUUGUGACAAGAUUCUGCUGAAAUUUAAAAGUUUUAAAGCUCAUGUCAACUGAGAUCAUCUCAAGAUUAGCUGACAUGGCUAACACUUUAUUUAUAAUAAAAAUCACAUGUUUGCAGUCCAAACUUUUAUUGAUUAUGAUUAUAGGGAACAUAGGUAUUAAUGUUGAUGUUGAUAACAUUGUGUUUGUAAUUGGAAAGAAGCUUGUGAAGGAUGAUGGUUGUAUAAAGUGUUGGUGAGGUUGUGGUAGCUUUAGCCCCAUUGGGCGUAUGACACUAACAUUUUCAUUAUCUUAUUCUAAAUUUCUUCUGAAGAAUUUUUGGUUGGAUUUUUCCAAAUCACCAAACUCUCUUAAAAGGACUUGAUUAUUUUGUUUCAGCCCAAUAAACGAGAUUCCAUAACACAAAACACGAUUAACAGUGCAAACAAUGCCACAUAAGCUGUUUGUGGGAAAAAUGUAUUCACAGCUAAAGGGCAAAAAGUCUUUAUCUUUUUAGGCAUAGACUUUUUCGUGCAUGGGACCAAAUGUUUCCUUAUUAUGUAAAUGAAAAUUAUAAUUUAGUUUAAAAAAACAUAAUUUCUAAAAGACGGGUGUACAGUCCAUGCCUUCACUUGAUACAGAGUUCUCUUUAAUUAAUAGAAGCUUUUAUGUUAAUGGCUGACAUCCAGACGCUGAUCAUGAUUUUAAUUAAACUGUUGUUGCUGAAACUGUGGUGAAGGAUUGGUUUGCAUAAUAAUAGAUUAGCGCUCAUCUUGUAGCACAUUUUAUAACCUCGGGCAAUAAAUUACUUUGUUCUGAUUACAGAUUACAUGAAAUGAAAAACACAUGGGAUCGAAAACAUUUUGCAUUUAAAAUUCUGUUGAUUCUAAAAAACAACUUAUAUAUUAUAUUAGGUACUACUAGGGUUGCAAAAUUUCGGGAAUUUUCAAAGAAGGAAACUUCCCAUGGGAAUAAACGGGAAUUUAUGGGAAUAAACGGGAAAUUUUCAAAAUUGAAGGUUGGGUCAUCAUAGGAAACUUAAAUAUAGUUGGGGAAAGUAUAUUUUAGCAUAAUUUUGACUAAAACAAACAGAUGCCAUUCAAGUAUAUCCAUGCCAUUCCUCAAUCACAUGCACAUAGCACACUGCUUACUGCAUGGCUAUUGAGACCACACCCAGAUUCACUUGUAAUGUUUUUUUAAUUGACCUAACUUUAUUUAAGAAAAACACUUCAGAGAACCAAAAUGCUUCAUUUUAUUAUUUAAAAAGGUUGAGGUGACAUGUAUAAUUUUAUAUUCUCAGAUUUUUGGGACAUUUUUUUUUAUUUUUCAAGUUUUAUUUAGUAUUGUUUUGUCCCAGCACUUUACCUGAAUUUUCUGAGUUCAUGUUAUUCUGUCCUUGUUCUCCACUCAACUCCACUCUAAUUAAAUAAUAUGUAUAAUUAAAGGUUAAGAUACAGUGUUAAUGAUCCUCUCAGGUACAUUUAUCUACCAUGCACAUAUAAAGUCCUUAAAAAAGCUCCACUUUUUCCAGCUGCGACUUUAAAGUGAAGAGCUAAUAACAGUUGGUACUAUCCAAUACUAAACUGAAACAGGCCAAGCUGCAUGAUGAGUGCUUUUACUUUUGGUGCUUAAAUCAUAUUAUGAUGAUUAUACCUGCAUAUUUUUACACUGCUUUAAUGCUCCUUUUACUUAUUUAGUCAAAGUUAUCCAUCAUCCACCAAUUUUGGCACAUUUCACAGUGUACAUUUACUUUCCAACGAUACAGGUUUCCAAAAAAGAUAUUAUACU